This is a messenger RNA of Pelobates fuscus (common spadefoot toad), 1839 nucleotides long. RefSeq names its product coiled-coil domain containing 34 (gene CCDC34). Lineage: Eukaryota; Metazoa; Chordata; Amphibia; Anura; Pelobatidae. Bases 88 to 1086 code for a protein of 332 amino acids. The record is from RefSeq and is a predicted model, not a curated record. The transcript is spliced from 7 exons.
GGCUAGUGGUCGGUUAGUAGCGGUUUGUUAUGGUUCUCCGGGUAGAGCGCUCAGCCAUUGCAGGGAGCAGACACUCUGAAAUCAAACAUGUCUUCUGCCUUAAGUUGUGAACAGUCCGAGAGACGGCGCUCUCAUUCCACCCCACAUAAACCAGCUAGUACAAGGGAGUCAGCAGAAGGCAGUUAUAACGGCAAUCUUCCGAGUCCCGGUGACUCAACAUAUUCUUUGCUGUCCCCAAUAUACCAUGACAGCUUUGAAUGUGAUGAUGAUGAUCCUGUUUUGAACCCAGAGAUCUUGAGAGAGAAAAUGAAAAAUUUAGAAUUAAGAUCUCAAGAGAAAGAGAAGCAAACGACGACAUUUGAAGUGUCGGAACACGACUUGAACUUAACUCCAUGGCAGGCAUGGCUGGUCUCUAAGGAAAAACAAUGGCGGAUUCAAUUGGAGAGGAAACUAUCCGAGGAAAUGAAGAAAGAGGAAGAAAUACAAAAAGAACAGCAUAAAAAAGAAAUGAAAAAAUUAUUGGCUGAAGGACAACACAAAGAAUGGGUCCGGAAAAAGCAAGAGCAGGAAAAAAAAGAAAAAGAACAAAAUUUACUAAAGGAACAGCAAAUAAAAGAGCUGGAACAACGGCGAAAAACAGCCUUGGAAGAGAGAAACAAGGAGAAGUAUAAAGAAUGGAUGAGGAAAAAAAAAGAGGAGGAACAGGAACGGAAGAGAAAAGAGAAGGAAGAAGAGGAGACGUAUCUAGCAGAGCAGAGAGAGAAGAAGGAAAAAGCAAGAAAAGUGUUUGAGGAGUGGUUGGAACAAGCCAAGACCAGACCACGUCCUACGUUACACAGCUAUGGCUAUGCUAAUGGAAAACUUACAGGAUACUAUGACGGAAGCUCGUAUCCCGCCCCAGGCUUCUUUAAUCCCAUACCAUGGAAACCAAUUCAUGUACCACCGCCACCCAAAGAAGCAGCCAAGAAUCUGUCUAAGAAGAAAAAUAAGAGAGCUGUCUCCAGCCAGCUAUAUAGAUCAAAUUUGGGGCCACUGUACAAACCUAAGGACAAUCUUCGUGUAGGCCAAGGGAUGUCGAAAAGAUGAUCCAAAUGAAAUAUAAAUAAUCUAUUUAUUCUUUUUGUUGUUGUUUUGACAUCUAGAUUUAGGGUUGGUAUAGCAAAAUCAGUUGAUAAACCUACUUGAAUUCUGCUUACUGUUAAAAUGCGUGACAUAUCCGGGAUGUGGUAUGCUAUAAGGAAAGGUCUUUUCUCAGAACAUCGCCCGUACCAAUUUUUUUUUUUAUCGUAUUAUUUAUAUUAUUGACUUGACUCCUCUUUAUUCGAUAUAUGCAAAACCAUUGGAAUUCAGUUUUUUGUUUAAAAAAUGCACAGCUACUCAAGUAGACUUCAAAUAUGUUUAAUUAUAAAGUGAGUUGAAAACGUUGUUGCUAUGACUACAUUUACGAAAUAUAAACAGUAGUAAGCUGUGUUUCUAUGUAGCAUUUUCUAUGUAUUUGUUAUCAUUACAAAUUAGUGAUAAAUAGCUGCAUAUUCUACAACAAAGCGUAAAAACAAAACAAAAAAAAAGUAAUGAUGUUAUCUGUUUACCAUUGGCUGGAGAUGAAGACGUUACAAUAUACAUUUUAUUUUCUGUCUGUGUCAGUUAUACUUUCUAGAAUGAGAUACCUGUGCUCACAUUUAGGUUUCUGAGAUCAUUUAAAUGUUAUAUUUGAACUUUUAUGGAUUGCAUAUUACAUUCAUUUUCUACAGUUUCUUUUCUUGUGAAAGUAAUGCACAUUGUGUGGGCUUUUUACUUGGGUUUUAUAUUUUUAUAACAAAUAUCUGUUCAAUAAAAUGU